Molecule: messenger RNA, 8370 nt
Organism: Rotaria sp. Silwood1
Lineage: Eukaryota; Metazoa; Rotifera; Eurotatoria; Philodinida; Philodinidae
Source: the annotation of a GenBank genome assembly
AUGAUAACAUCGUUUAUGACAAGUCAAUCAACUUCUGAAUCACAGACAGUGACUGUAACGGAAAGUUCAACUAGCCAAAUCUAUUCUACGGAAGUCGUCACUGGUAUUGAAACAAUGAGUAUAGGAACAUCGGAAAUACCAACCGAAUCGUCUACUGAACGCGAAACUAGCACCGUUAGCGAAGGGCCAGCUAGUCAAACUUCUUCAACGGCAACUAGUCCUGUCACUGAAACAGAAACAAUGAUAACAUCGCUUAUGACAAGUCAAUCAACUUCUGAAUCACAGACAGUGUCUGUAACGGAGACUUCAACUAGCCAAAUUCCUUCUGCUGAACCGGUUGCUACAACUGAAACAGAAACAAUGGUAACAUCAGAAAGUGCAACUGAAUCGACGACAGAAUCACAAACUAUCACAGCAACUGAAGGAUCUAGUGGUCAAGCCUCUUCAACAGAAACAAUUGUUGGUACUGAAACGACAGCUGGAACAACAUUGGAAGCGGUGACUGGGUCGACGACUGAAUUCCAAACAGCAACUGUGACCCAAGUGUCUACUGUUGCAGUAUCUUCAAGUGAAGCAGCUACUGGAACUGAAGCAGAAAGUAUGGGAACAUCUGAAGCGGUAUCUGAAUCUACUAGUGUAUCACAAACAGCCACGAUGACUGAAGCAUCUACAAGGCAAUUAUACUCACUAGAAACAGUUCAAGAACAAUCGACAACGUCAGCAGAAACGGAAGCGUUCAGCCUAACAGAAACAUCGACAACUGUCUCAUUAUUUCCAAGCUCUACUGCAACAUCAUUGGUAACAGAAACUGUUCCAAGUGCUUCUGAAAGUACUACUGAAAUGUUAUCAAUUGAAACAACAUCUGUUUCUGCUGCAAAUACUUCGCAAAUAACCACUCAAGUACCGACAGAAAUGGAGACAACAGCGACUUCAAUUGAGACAACAACUAUUUCCGAAACAGCAUUCAAUGCCACUUCAACUACAACUACCGAAGGAACGGAAACAAUGUCAAUGUCUGAAUCGCAAUCGACAAUAACUACAGAAACAUCGACUGUAAUUUCAUCAAGUGUAGUCACUCAACCGUCAGUAGAAACUUCCCAAAUCAUUACAGAGUCGUCUACUACGACUGUUGCAGUCGUUACCGAAAGUAUUCCUCCAAUUGAAACUACUGAAACUUCUGGAAUAUAUACAGUGUCUGAAUCUGAGAACACUUCAUCAUCAUUAACGUCAUCUACGAUGAGUACUACUGAGACUAGCAGUUCGACUACUCUUUCAAAUGAGCUAUCAACUGAAACUAUGUCUACAUCCGAAUCAAGUUCGUCAUCAUCGAUUACAUCAACCUCUGAAAGUUCUACUCAAGCGUUGGAAAGUACUGAAGGCACAGGCUUUUCCACAGUAACUCAAUCAGAAAUCUCAUCAUCGGCAACAACAACUGAAACCGGUACUACCAGUCAGUCAUCAUCUACAUCUACUUCUGUUGGUAUAAACAAUGAAACAUCAUUCACCGCACAAAUCGAAACUAGCACUUCUACUGAAUCUACGGUUACAACAAGCUCCACUGAAACAACAACUCAAAGUUUUCAAAACGGUACAUUAUUUUUUCUUUAUUUUAACUAUAUGACGGGCAGGUCACGGAUGCGUCGACAGAUUUUUAUUGGCUCACCACCAUCAUCUACUAUCGAAAAUGAAGUAGCUUUAAUUCUGUCUGGAAUGAACAUAACUUGUAAUGACACGUGUAUACAAGUGAGCCAAACUAGUGUUGCACUUCCUGAUGUUGAAUAUUCAGUUACGUUAAAUGUAUUUCUCGAUAUUCCGCAACGUAUAGAACUUGUGAAUGGUUUCUUCACGAAUAAUGUUAGUUUAAAUGAUAGUUAUCGCUUGACUGUAAGAAUAAUUAUGAACUCAGCAACGACAGAUUUUCUAAAUUUCACAACAGUCACACCAGCAUGUAAAGAAUGUGAAUAUGCUUUCACAGGUAAUUGUACUGGCGACAAUACUGGAUGUGUAUGCUAUCCAAAUUAUGCGGGUCAAUACUGUCGAAAUUUUGUUCAAUCAACUACAAUUUAUUUGCCAACAUCCAUCACUCCUUUAACACUAUCAAGUAUUUCCAGUACUACUACAAUAAGCACGGUACAAACUAGUGAAAGUCUAACACAAAUUUCAAUUACGUUAACAGAAUCGACUGUAACUGAAAGUCAACUUUCUACCAAUUAUUCAACAUUUGCUCCCGUCACUAUAGUUAGUGAAACAAGUGGAACUGGAACAUCGUCGAUAGUUACAACAAGUCUACUAACUGAAAAUGUACAAUCUUCACAAGGAACUUCAGAAAGUAUGACAUCAGCAACAUUUUCAAGUACGAGUUCAACAGUAACCAACACAUUAUUCUCAAGCACAAUUGCACAAUCCAUAACACAGGGACAAACCACUGAAGCAACAACAACAAUAUCAACUGCGACCGCAGAAAUAGGAAGCUCAACUGUCUCGAUCACAAUGAGCAUAACAGCAGCAACAGGAACAUAUGGAAACACAACAUUAACCAUGACUACAGCAACUACUAGUACAAGAAUCACAUCAGCGACAGCUAUUACAACAGCAAUGGAGACAGUUGAAAGUACAACAUCAACACAAACACCAUCUACACUAAGAACAAUUGGAGUAACAACAGCAGGUACAGGAACAACCAUUUCAACAUUCGUGCCUACGACUCUUUCAACAGCACAAACCUCAACACAAACAGGUCAAAGUUCAACAACCAUUAGUUCGAGUACUGCAAGUACAGCUCGUAGCUCCGUUCAGACAGGAACAGUCGAAUUGACAACAGUAGGUACAGGAACAACAGCUUCAACAACUACGUCCAUGACCGUACCAACAACAGCAACAGUGACAGUGGUCGUUCCAACGUUAACUAUCAGUGGAGGAACAACAAGCUUGAGCAGCGCAGCGACAAAUGUUACAGCAACAGGAAUAACUAGUUCAAUAACCAAUACAGAUACAUUCAUUACUAUUUCAACAACACUUACAACUAAUACAACACAAAUGACUACUGUUACUAGCAUAUUGAUGUCAACAACUAUUUCAACUACUACAACCGCAUCACCACAAACUUGUGGAUGGGGAAACUGGGUUAUAAUCAGCCCUUGCUCAGCUACAUGCGGAGAAGCGUAUCGAUUGGUGAAUCGAUCAUGCGUAAGUUUGAUAACGGGUCAGACUUGCGAUACCUCUGCAUGCGGUAGUGGCAGUGCGAUGCAAAAUGAAUCCUGUCCUGGUUCUCCACCUUGCGAAACUAUAACUGUCACCCCAGCGCCGAGUAUUCGUGAUCCAACUUUGCAAAUUUCUUCUUACGUAUUGCCGGAUGCAAUGUAUUUUUUCGAACAAAGCUACGAUCGUAUUUGGAUUACAAAUAAGGGUUACAUCAGUUUCGGCUCACCAUUUUAUAGUCAAACAAUGACACGUUUUAUAUUCGGACAACUUUACAACCAGGCUAUUGCAGCUCCAUUUUGGGCUGAUCUUGCGUAUGACAAUACUAACUCUGCUAUCACAGUUAACUGGUAUAGUUCAAUGAGUGCUAAUCAAACUGAUGCGAACACUUACAAUGCCAUUAUUCAAGCAGCAGUAUCUGAAGCAUGUCCAACACAAAGUUGUUCAUCGGAUUUUGCAGCAGUUCGAGUUGUUCGAAUCAGUUGGCAAAAUCUUUACUAUACUUCACCUGGCAAUAGUGCACCUAUAAGCUUGUCGUUCUCUGCAUAUCUGAUAAACACAUAUGAUGUGGGCUCUUAUAGUUAUCCAAUCCUUCGAUCAUAUCUUUCAUUUGACUAUACUAAUUUAACAAGAAAUCUAGGUUAUCUUAAACCUUUUGUCGGUUAUCGUGGAAAAUAUUCUAUAGUUCAAACUUUUAACGAUCCAUUUUUUUAUCAAAAUGCAUUAUUUCUAACACAAGCUUCACGAAGAAAUUUUUAUAUUGGAGGACGCUUUUUGACUCAAUGCGAAGUAAGCUCUUUACAAGAAACAAAUUUGAUUAAUUUGUAUCCGUCGGAAAAUUUAAAUGAUGAGGUAAAUAACCCACGAUUUCCAUGUCCAUGUUCACUUGGUCAAGCAAUAGCAGAUCGUCGUUUCAGUCGUUUAAAUAGUGAAACUAAUUACGAAAGAUUAAAAAGACUUGCUUGUUUUGGACCACUAAUUACUGUUUGGAUUCCUGUUGGAUUUAAUUUUAAGGCACUUAGAGCACAAACAUGUUGUUAUAGCGAAAUUAAUGGAGGUUUAAUUACCUAUGGUGAUCUUGCUGGCUCAGUGCUCUCAAAUCCAUUUAUACUUUUUCAACAAUAUUCUUGGUUAAAACGAAUUGCCUUUCACGAUCAAUGUUGUUCAUCAACAAACUUUGGAGGAACUGCAAAUUGGAAUAUCUGUCGUCUUUAUUAUCAAAUUCAUCCACCAAGCAGUUGUACAGGAUAUCAACCACCUACUAUGGUUACCGGUAUUGGUGAUCCCCAUAUCAAUACUAUUGAUAAUGGGCGAUAUACAUGUCAUAUUCAAGGUAUUUAUGUAUUUGCUCAAACAAAUGAUAAUGCUAUUGCAACUGCUCAAUAUAAUCGUAAUAACACUAGUACAUCUGGCAGUAAUCUUAUCUAUCCUGAUGAUUUAUUUCAAAUAUAUGUUCGUUCUGUAUCUAUACCACCAGCUUUAUCUUAUAUUGAACGAACACAAGGUGAUGCUUCGAUAUUUUCUAGUUACGCAAUUGUUGCUGGAAGUUAUACUUUUAAUAUUAGUAAUAAUGAUGGCAAAUUUGGUUUUGUUGCCAACAAUGGUUCAUCUAUUUUAUCACUUACCGAUAAUUUAGCAAGUAAUUUAAAUUAUGAUAAUGGAGAUUUGAUUAAUUACAAUGAUCGAUAUAUUUAUCGAGUACAACAAACAGUUGUAACUAUAGGAAAUAUAACUGUACCUCAAUUAACAUUUGCUCUUUGGUCUGGUCUUUCAAUGGAAUGUCGAAUUGUUAGUGAAAAUCUUGAUUGUAUUUUAUCAUUACCACAAAAAUACCAAACAUUUAUUGAAGGAUUAAUUGGUAAUUUUAAUGGAGAUUAUAGUGAUGAUUUAAUUAAUCGUCAAACAAGUCAAACAAUUCUUAUAUCACCUGCGGACAGUGCAACAUCUAUGAAUAAUGAUACAGAAGUUCUUCGAGCCUGUCUUUCAUGGAAAGUACCUAGUGAUACAACACCAAUUAUGACAAAUCCAAUAAUGCCGUCAUACUUAGUUUACACAUAUUAUAAUGAAUCUGCAGAUACUCUUGCAAGUUUAAAUCCACGUCUUAGUCAAUCUAUGAUUGAUCAAACAUGUUCAACAAAUUUCGAAUGUCGUCAUGAUUACAUCAUUCGAAUCAAUCCAAUAACUAGUGCUGCAACAGCUUCAUCAUUAAAUUCAUUUCAACAAUCAAGAACAAUAUUAGCUGAAACCGUACCAACUAUCAACAUAUCAUCAGCUAUUCAAAUAGGAAUACCAUAUAAUGAUACGAAUCGUAUUUAUACAUUACCAAUUACUAUAACUGGUGCAAAAAGUACACUUGUAAAUAUUUCUCAAAAUGGUACUAUGAGCACUACUAGUUUUAAUAAUGUGUCGAUUAUGAUUCCAAUUCCGAAUGAUGCUACUAGUUAUGUUCAAGCUUUUUUGACUAUGAAUUAUGGCACAAAUUCUACAUUGAUACAGUAUUUGGAUAUCAUUGCUUGUUUAUGUAGAAAUACUAGUUAUUGUAAUUAUGAUGAUACAACAACAAUAUAUGAUAAUUAUGAACUUGCUGCAUGUCGUUGUCCAGAUCAAUAUGACGGAGUUUUUUGUCAAGAUUCAUAUAAUGGUUGCAAUGCGGGUAGUGCAUGUAAAAUUUAUUGGAAUAAUGAUACAACAUGUAGUCCAUUGAGUGCUGAUGAUCAAGUAAGACUAAAUCGUUCGUAUACUUGCAAUGGUACAUGUUCAAGUGGAUUUAAUUCAACUAAUAAUUACACAUGUGAUGAUAUUAAUGAAUGCCAACAAAAUUCAACUCUAUGUGGAAACGGUGUAUGUAUUAAUCUUAUUGGAUCAUAUACGUGUAAUUGUUCCACUGGUUAUCGAUUUGAAAAUAAAACAUGUGUUGAUAUAAAUGAAUGUAGAGAACCAAAUGUAGAUGGUACUUUUGGUGCUCGUUGUAAUACUACGGAUGUUUGUAUAAAUACAAUCGGUAAUUAUACAUGUCAAUGUAGUCCUAUUUUUAAUACAAAUGGAACUUGUGUUUUUGAUUCAAGUAAGUGUUCUGGUGAUACUUGCAGAGGUGCUAAUGGUACAAUAUUAUGUCUGCGGGGUACAAUCGAUAUAAAUAAUAGUUGUGUUCCUUGGUGUAAUUCAACAUGUCCUGGUUUUUGUGAAAAAAUGAAUGAUGUUUAUCAAUGUAAUUGUGGAAAAUCUCCUGGUUUACGACAUUCUGAAGAUGGAAAACAGUGUUUAGAAUGCUAUAAUUUAAAUUAUGGUUAUGGUUGUAAUCAAACAUGUAAUUGUACGUAUGGUACUUGUAAUUCAAAUGCAACAAGUACAAAUGGAAGUUGUAAAUGCGAUAGUGGAUAUGAAGGAACAUUUUGUGAUAAACGUAUAGACAAAUGCGCAAGCAGUAAUCCAUGCAAUAGUGUUUUGGAAGACUGCGUUACAGAUCCCGCGAAUCAAACUGCUACUUGCAGUUGUAAGAGUGGUUAUCAAAGAAAUACGACAUCAAGUAAUUGUACAGAUAUCAAUGAAUGUGAAAGCCAACUAGAUCUUUGUAUUCGAGAUGUUUCAAGUUGUUUUAAUACUAAUGGAAGUUAUAGCUGUGUUUGUUUAAGCGGUUAUCAGCCUCUUAACGGUUCAUGUAUUGAUAUAAAUGACUGUAACGCGAAUCAGACAAUUUGUUCAGGCUAUAGUAACACAUAUUGUACUAAUACUCAAGGUUCAUAUGAAUGUCGAUGUAGUUCUAAUUAUUCAUUAGGAGGAAAUUAUUAUCAACAAUUUGGAAAUGCUCGAAAUUCAACUAGUUCAUGUUUACCAACAAACUAUUCAAUAUUCUGUGAAAAUCAAUGCUUGAAACCGGCUACAUGUAGUGAAAUAACAGGUCGAUGUCAAUGUCCUGCAAACUAUAGUCUUGCUAGUUAUAGUUUAAAUAAUACUCUACAAACAUGUCUAUGUCCAGGUCAUCCAUAUGUUUAUUUUAAUGGAACUGAAUGUAUUGCUAUAAAUGCUCCAACUGUGUUCACAGUUACUUUCAAUUUGACUUCAUCAGGUCGUUUUAUACUUAUCAGUCCAUUGAAUUCAUCUAAUAUAGAAAAUAAUACAUCCAGCUUUUUAUUAUCUAAUAUGAAUAUACAAUGUAAUGGAUCAUGUAUACAGAUAUACGAUACACAGACUGUUGCACUACCAGCUCGUCAACUUGUUAUUGCGUUAAGUGUUUUUCUUAAUAUUACACAACGAAUACUAUUUGCAAGAUAUUUGUUCAAUACUCCGAAUCUCUUAAAUGCUAGUUAUUCCACAAUAUUUGUACAAGCAAUUAUGGACACAAAUACAAAUGUUACAGUUAAUAUAUCAAAAGCUCCAGAGUUGUGUGAAGAAUGUGUCUAUCUGGGAAUAGGUCUUUGUUUACCAAAUGGGACCGAUUGUCUAUGUACUGGUAAUUAUGGAGGAUAUUUCUGUCGAAACCUUACUACAACAACAACUGCUGUUUUAACACAAACAUUAUCGGAUAGAAAUUGGACAAUUAUUAUUGCUUGUGUCAGUGCUGUAGCUGGUCUUUUCUUAAUAGUUUCUAUUGUUAUGUGUGUAUUCUUUUGCAUAAAACAAAGAAAUACACCUGCUACAGGCAUUAAAUCACUACCGAAUCGUCAACAAUUUACAAUACCCCGUGCUCAUUUUCCAACCGUGGGUACUAUUAGUCCUAAUCUUUUGGACGAUUUUAGUCUUGAUAAUACAAAUGAUGAAUCAUAUGUCGAUGCAUCCGAUUCAUUACCAUCAAGUUCAAAUACAACAUAUAAUACAACAUAUCGUGCAAAUGGAAAUCGUCCUGAAGCUGACUUUGGUAUCUUUGAUGAAUUAGAAAAUCGUAUACCUUUAUCAAAAGGUCAAAUACCACGACCACAAAUGCUUGAUAUGAUGGGUACAUUAAAUAGUUUACCAGCUCAAGAACGAUUUGAUGGACCAUCAGGAGCAGCUAGUACAUUUUCAGAUAGUCGAGAUCUUGAUGAUAUUGAAUUUGUAACAGAUAUGGUUGAUGAUAUGACUAAAGAUGAUGAUAUGGAAGAUGAAUUUGUUGAAGCAUUAAAUCCAAAUUUAGCGAUGCCAAGAUCAGCUUUACGACCAGAAAUGAAAUCAUCAGGAUGGUUUCCAGUAAGUUAA